UUCGACCAUAUGGCGGAAAGGACGGAGCCACUCCAUUCCGGACGCCCUUUCCAGGGCUCCUGUGAACGACCCGAGCCCCGACGACGAGAUGGCCAACGACGACGUCCAGUCUUUUGCCAGACGUGUGGUGAUCCGUCAGGUCAGCAGUAUACAACAGGCCACCGACGAGAUGGAGGAGGACGGCAUCGACGUGGAGUCUCACCUGUCCGACCCCAUGCUGGACGAAUUGAGAGCUGUAGCUGCAUCGGACUCCGAUUACGUCGAGCUCAUGGCGGCGAUAUCAACGGGAUUCCGGACACCACGCAAUCAGACAGCCCUGGGCGUUCGUCAAUAUUGGUCUGUCCGAGAAGAACUAUCGGUAGACGACGGCCUCGUCCUCUUCGGCCGCCGCAUCGUCAUUCCACGGCCGGCCCGCCGGGAGUUAAUCAAAAAGCUCCACGCGGCCCAUCAGGGCAUCGUACGAAUGAAGCGCCGGGCGCGUCAAACCGUCUUUUGGCCGGGUAUGUCGAACGACAUAACCUUAUGGGUGGAAAGCUGCCAGGCAUGUCAAGAGCGACUCCCGCAUCAACAGAAGGAGCCCCUAAUGCGCGACCCCCUGCCAACACGGGUAUUUGAAGAUGUUUCGGCCGACCUUUUUCAGCUGGGCUCGCUACACGUCCUCGUCUACGCGGACCGCCUUUCCGGAUGGCCCAUCGUUCACCAAUGGCGCCACGACCCGUCGGCGCGGGAAGUUACACAGGCCGUAAUUGAAAAUUUCGUCGACCUGGGCGUCCCCGUGCGGCUGCGGUCCGACAACGGCCCACAGUUCGAAGCCCACAGUUUCCAGACCAAAUUAAGCCAAUGGGGCGUAGCGUGGGGCAGCUCUACGCCACACUACCCCCAAAGCAACGGCCACGCGGAAGCAGCAGUUGCAGCGAUGAAGGACCUAGUGACAAAAAUUUCACCCCACGGUGAUAUCACAUCGGACGAGUUCGCCCGCGGAAUGUUGGAAUUCCGAAACACCCCGAGAGAAAACGGCAAGUCACCGGCGGAAAUGGUUUUUGGACAUCCGUUACGGUCCAUUUUUCCAGCACACCGGACGGCAUAUGCCACCCAUUGGCGGUCGGCCAUGGAAGGCCGUGACCGGCAAACAGCGAUCGACGCGGAGGUAAAGUUCCGCUACGACGAGCACGCUCGCCCACUCGCCCCGCUACCAUUGGGCACCCACGUUCGGGUGCGGGAGCCAAAGACAAAGCUCUGGGACAAGGUCGGCGUCGUAGUCAGCAUAGGUCGCUAUCGAUCCUACCGGAUAAAAUUCGCAAGUGGGAGUGUGUUGUGGCGUAACCGAAGAUUCCUCCGCCCGAUGGUAGCUGUUCCGGAGACAAACGAGCCGCCAGCAGUUCACGAUGGCGAUGGCGCGGGUGACAGCACUGACGUUCAGCACGCGGCAGCCGGGCAGACGGACGGCGAACAACAGGACAACUUUUCGGGCGCGUCUCUUCCCCUUGGGGCCGCCAGCAGUUCGGGCGAUACAUCAGCAGACGCAGGACGGCAGCCCGUACGUCGGAGCGAACGUGUACGAAAGAAGAGAGUAAUAUUUGAUGUGUAAUGUACUGGCUGAAUUUCCAUUCAUAAUAUUUGAUGUAUAAUGUACUGGCUGAAUUUCCA
Messenger RNA from Daphnia magna, 1647 nucleotides. RefSeq lists its product as uncharacterized. The record is from RefSeq and is a predicted model, not a curated record. Gene Ontology annotation, biological process: DNA integration. The coding region runs from base 89 to 1588 and encodes 499 amino acids. The transcript has a single exon. Gene Ontology annotation, molecular function: nucleic acid binding. Lineage: Eukaryota; Metazoa; Arthropoda; Branchiopoda; Diplostraca; Daphniidae.